Scleropages formosus (Asian bonytongue) is the source of this 820-nucleotide messenger RNA. RefSeq names its product splicing factor 3b, subunit 6 (gene sf3b6). The transcript has 5 exons. The coding region runs from base 205 to 582 and encodes 125 amino acids. Gene Ontology annotation, cellular component: nucleus; cytoplasm. Gene Ontology annotation, molecular function: mRNA binding. The record is from RefSeq and is a predicted model, not a curated record. NCBI's taxonomy places the organism in Eukaryota, Metazoa, Chordata, Actinopteri, Osteoglossiformes, Osteoglossidae.
CAGAGGAAAGAAUGAUAAAACGUCAGACAACGGUUGGACCAAAGCUGUACUGCUUAGUUAAGCUCUGGUGGCGGUAGUGUUAUUUCCUGCCAGAUUCGUACUCGCCGGCGCCAUGAUGUGAACGCAGUUCCGGUGAAGAGACGUGUUUGUGUUCAGUUGAUCUAGUUUCUCAAGUGAACAUCUCGGGAGAAAAACGCUUCAGUCAUGGCUAUGCAAGCAGCCAAACGGGCGAACAUUCGUUUGCCACCAGAAGUAAAUAGAAUACUGUACAUCAGAAAUCUACCGUACAAGAUCACGGCAGAAGAAAUGUAUGACAUCUUUGGGAAAUAUGGACCGAUACGACAGAUCCGAGUUGGAAACACACCAGAGACCAGAGGAACUGCCUACGUAGUGUAUGAAGACAUUUUUGAUGCCAAGAAUGCCUGCGAUCACUUGUCAGGGUUUAACGUCUGCAACAGAUACCUUGUUGUUUUGUAUUACAAUGCAAACAGAGCCUUCCAGAAAAUGGACACAAAGAAAAAGGAGGAACAGCUGAAACUUCUAAAAGAAAAAUACGGCAUCAACACAGACCCACCAAAGUAGUUCUGUGUUCAGCCCUUGUUCCUUCCUAAAUCCCAGUCCCUUUAUAAAGGUUCCUAAUGUUACACAUUUGAUGUAAAAUAUCUGCUGCAGUGAUUUUCUUUUAUGAUGUUUUCAGUUGUUUACCUAUGGGACACAAUGUUUUAUUGAAACUGUUUUGCUCAUAUAAGCGGUGUUAAACUGCAUAGAUGAUUAGUCUGAUUUUGGUUGUUAUGGUGUAAUUGAUAUAUUAAAGUGAUUC